Mytilus californianus (California mussel) is the source of this 5778-nucleotide messenger RNA. RefSeq names its product TPR repeat-containing protein DDB_G0287407-like. The transcript has 18 exons. The coding region runs from base 30 to 2690 and encodes 886 amino acids. Gene Ontology annotation, cellular component: Cul4-RING E3 ubiquitin ligase complex. The record is from RefSeq and is a predicted model, not a curated record. NCBI's taxonomy places the organism in Eukaryota, Metazoa, Mollusca, Bivalvia, Mytilida, Mytilidae. Gene Ontology annotation, molecular function: protein binding.
ACAGAUGUCGUCCGUACUUUAUCUGUCUCAUGGGCGACAGGUUUGGAUGGUGUCAAACAGAGGACAAACCAGAUGAAGUUCUGAAUAUGUCAUAUGAUUAUGCAAUUGAAAACAAUCCAAAACUGAAAUGGAUCGAUAAAUUUAGAUAUGAUACAAGUGUUACUCAAUUAGAGGUGUUUCAUGGAGUUUUGAACGAUCCAGAUAUGGUGAAAAAUAAGUGUUUCUUUUAUCUUCGAGACACUCCUUCAAAGGAAGAUUUUACAGAGAAAGAUUAUAAGCACCUAAUAUCUGAAUCGGACUGGCAUCGUGAACAUCAAGAGAUGUUGAAAGAUCAAGUGACUAAGCACAAAGAUUUAAAUGUGAGAACAUUCAAAAAACCAUUGGAAGUGUCUGAAUAUAUUAAAAAGGAUUUAAAAAAAUGCCUUGAUGAUGAUUUUCCAAAAGGUACAGAGCUUACCAAACUUGAACAGCAGAGAGAAGCACAUGCAGCAUUUUCAUCAGCAAGAUGUAGAGUUUAUAUUGGAAGUCAAGAUUACUUUACGGAAAUCAACAGCUAUAGAAGUCAAAAUCUAACCCAACCUUUUGUACUACUUGGAGAAUCUGGUUGUGGUAAAUCUGCUCUGGUUGCUAACUGGGUGAAGCAGGUUGAAGUAGCAGAACCGACAACAUUCAUGUUUGUUCAUUUUAUUGGCAGUUCUGCUGACAGUGCAGAUUACAUUAAGUUGAUAAGACGGCUAUUUGAAGAAAUAAAAGUUUUCUUCAACUUUGACCAGGAGAUUCCGUCAUCUGAUUCUAUCCUUAUUCAUGAGAUUGGCAAGUGGCUUAGAAUGGCUGGGUCAUUGACAAAAGUUGUCAUUGUAUUUGAUGCUUUAAAUCAGCUUGACUCUGGCGAAGGAGAGUUAGAGGGAACAGAGCAUGAUCUAGAUUGGAUACCGUCAGAAAUACCACCAAAUGUUUUUAUUAUAAUGUCAACACUUCCAGGAAGGGCAAUGACAGCGUGCGAUCAAGCUGGAUGGCCAAGUAUGAAAGUACAACCACUACAAGACUCACAAAAGAUGCAGAUUCUUACUGAAUACCUGGAAGGAAUUUAUGGUAAAACUCUGAACCAACAACAAAAGGAAAUGAUUGUUACCGUUAAACAAACAUCAAAUCCUUUAUAUUUAAAAUCGCUACUAGACGAGGUGCGAAUGUAUGGGUCAUUUCGAACACUCACAGUAAAAAUCCAAGAGUAUUUGUCUGCAGAUACUCCGCAAGACUUGUUCGCGAAAAUUUUAGACAGACUCGAGGAAGAUUUUGAGCAGGGAGAUAGUGCAAGGACCCACCUUGUACGUGAUACAACAACUGCUUUAUGGUGCGGAAAUAAGGGAAUGUCAGAGUCCGAAAUAGUUGAGCUCUUGGACGUUACAAGUGCUGUAUGGUCACCUUUCUAUCUAUCACUUUAUGAAAAUCUGGUAAAUCGGAAUGGAUUGCUGAAUUUCUUUCAUGACCAUCUUAGACGAGCCGUCGAAAAAAAGUACUUGUCUGAUGCUGAAGCUAAACGGAAUGGCUACCUACGUCUUGCCAAUUUCUUUGUUUCAAAGGAAACAAGUAACAGGACAGUUGAAGAGCUACCGUUCCUUUUAACCAGAGCCAAUGAGUUAGACAGACUUAAAACUACAGUGUCGGAUCUAGAUGUUUUCUAUAGGCUUUCAGACAAUGAAGAUGGUAUCUUCGAGUUAGUCAAAGCAUGGAAGACGCUUGGUGGAUUUUCACUGUCGGGAGAGGCAUACAUGUCUGCAUUAGCAAAGGUUCCGAAGAGUGUUAUAUUGGAAAAUGUCCCUUAUUACUGCAAACUGUACAGAAAUCUUGGAAAGUUUUUCCUAAAACUGGGAUUAAUGGAAGCAGCUAAGACAGUAUACGAGACUCUAAUAAAGCAACUGGAGAUGAACUUCGGGGAAUCACUUGGAACUAUUGUAUAUGAUGCAUUUGGUCAGAGUUGGGAAUAUCGCUGUAAACAUCCUGAUGUCAUUACGGGAUUACAUGAUCUAGGAACUGUAUAUCGUCAACUUGGAGAAUAUGAUAAAGCUGUUUCAGUGUAUAAUGAUGCUAUUAAUCGACAAAAUAGAAUUCGGUCGCCAAGUCAAAAACUGAAGUUGUGUGAAGGACUCAUUGGCUUGUCCACCGUUUACAUUCACAAGGAAGACAUGUUUGAAGCUAAGAUAUUAAUGACAAGAGCUUUGGAACUUGCAACCUUUGUCCUUGGAAAGAAGCAUCAUUUUGUAGCUGCUAUUUUGACAAAGCUUGGACAGUUGUCUUACAAACAAGGUCGUGUAGAGGAGGCACUUGCCUUUUACAUGCAGGAUUUGAAGGUUACGAGAAGUGAAGUUGGUACCAAUCAUCCACGCACGGCUGUUGUAUUAAAUGAGAUCGGACUGGUAUAUGAUGAUAAGUCUGACGUCAUGGCAGGGCAAUUGUAUGAAGCCGCUUUGUCCAUAAUUCUAGAAACAUACGGCAAUAACUAUUUAGGAACAGGAUCCAUACGGUACAAUCUAGGAGCUUUCUACUUUGGAACCAACCAUUUUGAGAAGGCAAGAUUUCAGUUUACAGAGUCGUACAAGAUACUUAAUAUGUUCCUAGGAGAUAAUCAUCCAGAUACAAAGGCUUCGAAAGAGGCACUAAAUACUGUGUCAGCAAUGACAAAAACGAAAUAGUAUUGGAUGCGAUUUACAUGACAUUGUAAACAGUUGUAUAACAAUUAAUGGGAAAGGAAUACCGGUAUGACAGUUUUUGAAUGUUGAUAACUAACAUGAUACCAAAUUUUAAUUCAACAUAGUAUUUUAUCAUUUAGACAAUUCAAAUGACAGAAAUAGUAUUCCAGUUUCUCUCUACCUACUCAAUAUUUGUCAAAAAAAAAACGCAAAAAAGGGUAUUGUCAUCAUUCAAGUGCAAUAAUUCCUUUAAGAAGUUUUGAAUUUAGGUAAAAAGUGAAUCUGAAUAAUAAUGAAGAAAACAUAAUGGUAUUUCAUGCCUCACUGGGAAUAUUUGUCAAGUCUUUGAUUUGAUAAAGAUUUAAAAAACAAGCAUUAUAUUACUCUAAGUGAUAAUUAAUUUAAGCAAAUACAGUGUGGAAUUUACUAUAAACGGAUCUACGAAAUCAUAUUUUUUUUGUGUUUUUGUGUCUGUGUAAAUUGAUGAAAUCGGGAAUGCAAUUUAAAUACUCAACCAUGUACAUGAUGUAGCAUUUCUAAAGCUGUUUUUUCCAUAAAAAUUUCAGUUCACUUUAGUUUAUAAUAUUUCUAUUCAUAUCAUUACUAUAGCUUCAAUUAACUACUGUUUAAAAAUGCGUGAAGAAUGACUACUAUUUCUAUGAGGGUCUGGAUAGUGGAUGGUCUACAUUUAUCUGUAUUAUUUGCAUUUUUAUACCAUUUUUUUCAGUUCUUUAUUCAUUUUGCUAAAUAAUCACUAUUCAUUAAAAUUUAAUACCCAAUUAUUCUCUCUUCUUUAUAAUUUUGGUCCAUUUUUCUCUAUUCCUUAUUUUUGUUGCCCAUUAUUCUGUAUGUUUUACCCUUUUUUUCUCUGUAUUGAAACCCCAUUCCCCCAUCCAGACCCUCUUAUAUAGUAUAAACAAAUGUGGGAUAAAACGAAAAUCGCACAAGACUGAAGCUUUCAAAAGGCCAAAACAAUAAACAUUUCUUUUUAUUGAAAAAAGAUAUUUUACAUAGAGCGUUGAUGUUAUGCUACGUACAUGUUAACAUUUAUGUUUUUUCUUACUGUAGUUUUAAAUAACAUUAUUGCAAAAACUAAACAGUAUAAUAUGGCAAUACAAAAUUGAUGUGAUGGUAACAUAACAAUGUGAUGGUGAGAGAUCAGAACAUUCGCAGAAGAAGCUUUUUGAUAAAAUAGUUUCCCUGAAAUUAUGGUCACAUAAACGUAAAGCUAUGUACAUAUGUUCAUUGUGAAGUGAACAUUUGAAACUAUAUGAGUACGAGUUUGGCGCACAUUUUAUGGUCACAGAACAUGGACAUAAGAUGUUAUAUGGACACAUCUUCUCUCUGUUCACUUGAUAAUCAUAUGAGAUAAAGCAAACUUAGAUGCAACCAUUUAGGCAGUUAAAAUUAGAUGCUUUGAAAGAAACAUGUUUAAAUUGAUGCAAUAUCGACAAAAAUAUUUAGUAUUAUUACAUUUUUUUAUUAGUUAACUAGUGUUUACUGUUAUUAUAAUUUUUAUACAACUUUAUUUUUGUAAUAAUGAAGCAAGUUUCCUACAUUUACUACUGGAAAAGCUACCAAAUAUCCUACAUGUAUAUAAUUACAUUUACUUUUGAUGUUAAUCUCGAGUGUUUUAAUAUGUUGCAUAAUAUGAUAUACAUUUUAAAUUUUGUUUGAAGUGUUCCAUUAGUUGUUAGGCUUUCUUAUGAAAGUUUUCGUUCUCACAGUGAAUACUAUUAUAUAGUCAUGAUCUUUAAUGUUUACGAUGGUGACGGCAUAAAGCGUAUGGGUCCUCUUGUCCUUUAUUUUAUAUAAGGGUGAUCGCAUCAGUGGACAAAUAUAUGGAUAAAAGCAAAAUUCACUGAUCAACUUUACAUUUUAGGCAUUGAGUACUGCAUAAAGUUAAAGACCUUGCAUGCAAACAAAAGACAUGAUUUUUUUCUCGUAACAUGUCUUUAAUAAUAUCGACGAUUUAUGUAUAAAUUGUAUGUCCCUUUUACUUAUACUUUAUAAUUGAGAUUCAUAACUUUUGAUUUGCAAUAUUGCUGUGUGAACCUAAUAAGUAACGAAUUGAUUAAAAUAUUAUUGUGCUUAUGGUACAUGUGGUAUGCUCCAUAAUUAAAAAAAUGAUUAUAUACUUUAGUGAAUUUAAUAUGUGAUUAUCAUUACUUUGUAUCCUUUGUCAUUUGCGUUAUAUGUUGGAAUGUGAAUAUCGUUUUAGUGAAUUUUGCAAGAGAGUUCCUUUCAGAACUUGAUUUGUGAAAAUUAUUUUGUUUUGUAUCUGCAUUAAAAUUGGUACCGGCAUGAGCAUAAGGAUAUUGUUUUAAUGACAUUUUCUGUUAUAAACUUUUGGAAAUUAUACUAAGUUUAGAGAUAUAUCUCUAUAGCUCUGACACCUUGUCUGAAUUUGGAUACUACAUUUAGUCCCAUUUGGUGUUAUCGGCUAUUCAGCGUUUGUUUUAAGUUUUGAAUUUUCUAAUAUGUUGGCCUCUAGCAUCACUGGAGAGACAUUAGUUGUCGAAAUGCGCAAUGCUGUAAAACUGGUCCCGAAAUUGUUAAUGUACAUGUACAUGGAAACCUGUGACAAACUGGUUAACAUAUUUCAAAAAUGUAUUGAUGGGAUUGAUUCGCGAACAGGCCUUUUUAAACUAUGAGUGUUUUGCUUAUUUCAAGAUGGUGCCGACUUAUUAUCAAUAAUAUGAUUUAAUAGAGUUGUUGGGGUAUGCACCAGACAGGCAAAAAAGCAGGUUAAUUACACCAGGUUUUCUACAAUAGUUAAUUGUCUAUACCAUUUUAUAUUCUGAAGAGACCCUGGUCUAGACUUUAAACAUACAAUCAUUGAUAUGCCAUCAUGAAAAUUGUGAAAUGUUUCAGUGCUCUGCACGUAGAUUGCAAGUGUAGCGGUACGCAUAUAUUAGAGUCUAAUAUUUUUGUAUUAUUUUUUACUACUACGCAAUGAUACUUAUACUUAUACUUAUAUUUAUAUAUUUUAUUGUAUUAAUGAAUUAUAAGAUAUAGGUUUGUUUAUAUGGUGUUUUUUUUAUUUAGUAUUCUCUUGUUUCUGUAUUGUUUCAAUAAAUACUCUACCGAU